Molecule: messenger RNA, 3174 nt
Organism: Athene cunicularia (burrowing owl)
Lineage: Eukaryota; Metazoa; Chordata; Aves; Strigiformes; Strigidae
Gene: UPF3A
Product: UPF3A, regulator of nonsense mediated mRNA decay
Exons: 8
Coding region: 1955-3043 (362 amino acids)
Biological process (GO): positive regulation of translation; nuclear-transcribed mRNA catabolic process, nonsense-mediated decay
Cellular component (GO): nucleolus; cytoplasm
Molecular function (GO): telomeric repeat DNA binding
Source: RefSeq, a predicted model, not a curated record
GGCCGAGGGCCGGGGCAAGUCCGUGGUGAGGAGCGGGGCCCGGGUAGGCCCUGCCCAACUGACCGCAGGGGCUUCACUUCAGGAGACUCCGGUGUCUGGGCGGGUGUUGCUUCAUUUUGCCGAAUUAGGGUGCUUGUUCACGUCAGUGUUUUGGGAGCCCCAGCAGCAGCGCUGUAAAUUCGCCUGCCUUUUCACCCUUAAUUGAGUUUGGCGGUUGCUGUGGUAAAGCAGCUCCUGCAAGGACAAGAGCCCUUCUCUCCCCCUGGAUUUACUCGAGCACUUUUAAAAAGAGUUUUUAUGUAGAGUAAGUUGAGAUAUGAUUUAUUCCCAUUUUCUAAAUUGGAAAACUGAAGCACUGAAAAUCACUGUAACUUCGGUUAAAUUCAGAUACUGGUAAGAAAUGGAAAUAGAUUGCCUGAAGCUUGAUGGCCAUUUUUACUGCUUUGUGUGCUGGCAUCGUUCUUCCCCAAAGCUGUCCGUAUUGUUUCACGGCUUUUAUUAUUGGCCAGUUUACCUGAAUGUGGGGGAUUGGCUUUGGGUGGCUCCAGAUCCCCGGGCAGACGCCCUCUCACUCCUUCCUCAGCAGAACAGGGGUGGAAAAUAAGAUGAAAGUACUCAUGGGUUGAGAUAAAGACAGAGACAUCACUUGCAAAGUGCCAUCACAGGUAUAACAGAUGCAGCUUGGAGAAAAAUAAUUUACUUUAUUGCUAAUUAAAAAAAAUAGAGUAGAAUGGUGAGAAACAAAGAUUAAAACACCUUCCAGACUUCCCCCUUUCCUGCCCAGGCUUUACCUCCUCUGCCCCCAGGCAGUGCAGGAGGAUGGGGAAUGGGGACCCGAACAGAAAGGACAGAACAUAACUGCUCCUCUGCUGCUCCAUCCUCCUAACGCUCUUCCUCCAGCGUGUGGUCCCUGCCAUGUGAUACAGUCCCUCAUGAACUGCUCCGGGGGGUCCCUCCCACAUGCUGCAGUUAUUCCUGAACUGCUGCAGUGUAGGUUUUCCCCAUGGGCUGAAGCCCUUCAGGAUAAACCUGCCCCAGUGUGGUCCCCUCUCCACGGGGUGCAGGUCCUGCCAGUAAACCUGCUCCUGUAUGUGCUCUCCACGGGCUGCAGCUCCCUUCAGGACAUCUCAACCUGCUGCAGCAUGGGGUCCCCCACUGGCUGUAUUGUGGAUAUCUGCUCCACCGUGGUCCUGCAUGGGCUGCAGGAGGACAACCUGCUUCACCACGGACUCCUCCAUGGGAAUCUCCGAUCCAACACCUGGAGCUCCUUCUCUCACCUUGGUGUCUGCAGGGCUCUUUCUCACACCUUUUUCCCCUCAAUCCUCUGCUUUUUGGGUUGUUUCUUAAGUACACUUUCCAAGUGGUGCCACCCUCGUAGCUGAGAGGCUCAGCUCUGCCCUGUAGUGGGUCAGCUGAAGCCGCCUGUCUAGCACAGGACAGCCCCAGCCUCUCCUCACAGAGGCCACCCCUGCAGCCCCCACUGCCAGCACCUGGACACAUAAAUCUAAUACACUAAGAUGUUGUAAUAAAAGACUUAAAAUCUGGCUUAAGCAAAAUAUUUAAUAGGGUAAAAAAAUCUGAAUAGUCAGUAUCUAUUUUUAUGGUUAUUUGUGAUGUUAAUAUCUUCUUGGCUAAGUUGCAGUGGUUCUCAAGCUCUUCAUCAGAAUAUUUCAGUUACUCUACAAUUUUACAAUGUUAGCAGCAGCUGAGAUAAGGAAAUUGUUCCAUCUGUCAGCAAGUCCAAGAAGGUAGGAGGCUAAUGCGCUGGUUGAGGUUCCCAAUUCGAGGAAGAGCUUUUAAAGUGGAAUAAUAUGAUUUGUUUAGUCUCUUUCUACAGUAUAUAGAUCAAAGAUAAAUCUCCAUUUUCUGUCAUAUAUACAGGUAGUUAUUCGACGACUUCCUCCUUGUCUGACUAAGGAGCAACUAGAGGAACAGCUACAUCCUCUACCUGCCCAUGAUUAUUUUGAGUUUUGCACUGCUGAUCCCAGGUUUGGAGUAUCCUGCAGUGGUUGAAUUUGCUCCAUUCCAGAAGAUUUCAAAAAAGAAGCUGAAGAAGAAAGAUGCCAAAGCUGGGAGCAUUGAAGACGAUCCAGAAUAUAGGAAAUUUUUAGAGAGUUAUUGUGCUGAUGAAGAGAAAAUCUGUGCCAAUCCUGAGAUUCUUUUGGGAGAGAUUGAGGCCAAAACAAGGGAACUCAUUGCUAGAAGAACAACACCCCUUUUGGAAUAUAUUAAAAAUAGAAAAUUAGAAAAGCAGAGAAUACGAGAAGAGAAAAGAGAAGAACGAAGGCGGAGAGAAUUGGAGAAGAAACGUCUGCGGGAGGAAGAGAAAAGGAAGCGCAGAGAAGAAGAAAGACGUAAAAGAAAAGAAGUGGAAAAGCAAAAGAAAAUUUCUGAAAAAGAAAUAAGGAUCAAGCUUCUCAAGAAGCCUGAAAAAGGAGAUGAACUGUCCAGUGAAAAGCACAAAGAAAAAGGUGAAGAAGCUGACAUGGAGGAAAACAAAUGGGAUAAAUCCCCUGGAUCUGGGAGCAUAAAAUCCAAAUCUUUGGAGGCUUCACUAAAAGAACUUAAAGAAAAGUCACAAAAUGAUAGUGACAAAGAGCAAAGAGAUUUGGAGAGAAGAUUUCGAGAAAAAGAACCUGAAAGACAAAGGUAUCGAUUGGAUGAUGGCAGAAAGCAUAGAGCUCACUAUGAGUUUGACAAGUUUGUGAGAAGGAAUGAAGAAGAACUGAAAUGGGGGAAAGGAUACAACCAAGACAGAGGAAAGAAAGGGAACUACAGCUACAGCUUCACUGUGGAGGCAGUAGACAAACUGGGUAAAGAGGACAAGUGUGAUGACAUGGCAUCCAAAAAGGAGCGCAUAAGAAAUAAGGAUCGCCCAGCCAUGCAGUUAUACCAGCCAGGAGCUCGCAUUCGAACACAUGUGGGAUCUACAAGUAAAAGCUAUGACUGCAGUGGGAAAUCCUUUGAAGAUGCUCUUGAUAAAAAGUAUGAGGCGGAUAAUUCAGCUGGAGGUGGUUCUGAGAAGAGCGAAGAAGCAGAAUAAACUGGAGGAAAGACUUGUGAAAAGGGAUGGACUUAAGAUUCAGUGUCAUCACAAAAUAUCCAUAGGGCUGUUUCAGAACUCCACAGGCGAUUGCACCAAAAAAAUUGUAAUAGGUCUGCCUCUUACUUUCU